This is a messenger RNA of Papaver somniferum (opium poppy), 681 nucleotides long. RefSeq names its product probable transporter MCH1. NCBI's taxonomy places the organism in Eukaryota, Viridiplantae, Streptophyta, Magnoliopsida, Ranunculales, Papaveraceae. Gene Ontology annotation, cellular component: membrane. The record is from RefSeq and is a predicted model, not a curated record. The transcript has a single exon. Bases 1 to 681 code for a protein of 226 amino acids.
AUGUGUCAGAUUGCUGAAUCUUUGGGAUAUUCUGAUCAUGCCGUCAGUACCUUUAUUUCGCUUAUAAGUAUCUGGAGCUAUUUUGGGAGAGUUUGUGCAGGUUUUAUAUCUGAAAGCCUUCUUACAAAGUGGAAAAUUCCUAGAUCACUUGUAAUGACUUUCUUUAUUCUCUUCUCUUGUGUUGGUUUCUUACUCAUUGCAUUCCCAUUUCCUGGUGCUCUCUACAUCGCUUCAGUUAUCAUCGGCUUCUGUUUUGGAGCUCAGUCUAUAUUUAAUCCUACAAUCAUUUCUGAACUCUUUGGUUUAAAGCACUAUCCAACCUUGUCGAAUUGUGGUGUACUGGCGAUUCCCCUCGCAACUUAUGUGUUCAAUGUAAGAGUUGCUGGAGUAAUUUACGAUAACGAAGCUUUGAAACAAAUAAAGAUUAUUAAGGGACUUGGUAGGGAUUCAGCUAAGGAGUUGAAAUGCAUUGGGAAACAAUGUUACAGACUAAGCUUUAUUAUAAGAGCAGGCGCGGCAAUCACCGGUACCCUUACUUCCCUUAUUUUGGUAACGAGGACUCGUAAGUUCUACCAAGGAGAUUUAUAUAACAAGUACAGAAAAGAAGUCAUUGCUAACACAGAUGAAACUACAAUCGUUUUGUCUACGGAUGAUAACACCAAUACAAAACCUGAUCGGUGA